Prunus armeniaca (apricot) is the source of this 1242-nucleotide messenger RNA. The record is from the annotation of a GenBank genome assembly. Lineage: Eukaryota; Viridiplantae; Streptophyta; Magnoliopsida; Rosales; Rosaceae.
AUGGAAGCUACCCUUUAUCGGAAACUUACACCAGCUCAUCGGCUCUCUACACAUCAUGGACUAAGAGACUUGGCCAAGAAAUAUGGACCCCUCAUGCACCUCAAGCUCGGAGAAGUUUCCACUGUAGUAGUUUCAUCAGCAGAGUUUGCCGAAGAGGAAGCUGUAAAGACAUCGUCUGGCUUCGCUCUUGCAGAUGUUUUUCCUUCUGUCAGUUUGCUUCAGCUCUUAAGUGGAAUGAGGCCUAAACUUGAAAGGCUGCAUAAAGAAGCUGACAGGAUAAUGGAAAACAUCAUCAAAGAACAUCAAAGAGAUAUGGUAACUUCAAAAAGUGUCGAUGGUGAAGCAGAGGAAGACCUGGUAGAUGAUGCUCUCCUUAAAUUUCACGAGCAUGGCAGUGGGCUUGAGUUUUCCCUAACUACUGACAACAUCAAAGCUGUUAUCUUCACACACCAAUGUUUUCAAAGGCGAGGCGUUUUUAGUAGCGCUAUACGAGGCGUAAGCCUUGAAGCGUUGAGGCAGUCGCAAAUUUCUUCCGGUUCAAAAGUUUCCAAAUCUGAUACGCCUUGCUCCGCCUGGCCACGCCUUGCAACGCCUUCUCACGCCUUCCUAGCGCUAAACGUGCAACUCGCGAAACAGCCGAUCGCCUCCGGCGUUUUCCUCCCGCCUCGCGCCGACGCGCGCUCCGACACGCGCGAAGGCAUGCCUUUGAAAACACUGAGACACACCACAACUGGUGUAGUCUUUAAUAAUUCAAACAAUGUUGGCAAGGACACCAUCAAAAUUAUGGCUGGUCUUUUUCAUCGAUUUACCUCUACAAACACCGAAAAAUUGGGUUAUGACCUAGUUAAGCAAGAUAUGUUUUCUGCUGGGAGUGAGACAUCAGCUACCGCUGUAGAUUGGGCAAUAACAGAAAUGUUAAAAACUCCAAGAGUAAUGAAAACGGCACAGAAUGAAGUGAGAGAAGUGUUUAAUAGAAAAGGACAGAUAGAUGAAACAUCCAUUGGAGAGAUGAAAUAUUUGAACUUGGUUAUCAAGGAGGAGACACGGAGGUUACAGCCCCCGGCUCCCCUGUUACUUCUAAGAGAAUGCGGAGAGAAAUGCGAGAUUGAUGGAUACGAAAUACCUGUGAAAUCCAAUGUAAUCGUGAAUGCAUGGGCAAUUGGUAGAGAUCCCAAUUACUGGAAUGAGCCUGAGAGCUUUAAUCCCAAUAGGUUCCUCGAUAGCUCGAUUAACUACAAGUGA